Molecule: messenger RNA, 1647 nt
Organism: Clonostachys rhizophaga
Lineage: Eukaryota; Fungi; Ascomycota; Sordariomycetes; Hypocreales; Bionectriaceae
Source: the annotation of a GenBank genome assembly
AUGGCCCGACAGCAAAUAGAGGCCCAGGGUCUCCUGAGCAUUACAAUCCCAGGUGCCACUGCCCGCUUUCAAUCCCGACAUAAUGACCAUCCCUAUGAAAAGAGCCUAGCAAUAUCAAUUCCUAGCUCAGACCUCCAACAAGACGCUCCUCCUCCACUGCCACCUCCUCGGAUGCCCCUGGGUAACCCCAACGACCAUACUAUGCCAAUAAACCGACGAAACUAUACUCAGUUUGCACCCUCCUUGAGUAGUGGCUAUGGGAGUGCUGCCUCGUCGGUAGCUGAGGAGAGAGACAGCUUGAAGAGGAGGGUUACCAGAGUUAAGACUGGGGACCACGAAGAAGGUUAUUUAAGUUCUUCAAGCUGGUCGCCGAUAGAAAGAUCCAAAGAUGUAUUCCCACCCCUCGGAUUCGGACUACACCACGAUAACUUUUGCUUCCAAUCGCACGCUAGCGAUUAUGAUAGUUUGAAGAAGCUUCUUGACCGGAGACCCGCCGUCGACAGACCUCCGCCGAUAUCAUCCCUUCGCAGUGUCUCCUCAAGGCCGCCGCCAGCCGCCGUCCUCUCCUUCAAACAUAUUUUACCAAGCUGUCGAUCAUCACAAGAGAGCCUGGAAAUAGAUAGGUCUCCACAAACUCGAUCAUCUAGAAACAAUAGCGAUGAUACAUCAGUCCACAGUAUAUAUGAAUACUAUGGCGCCGAGAUGGAAAUCGCAGACACCUCCUCUUCUAAAAGGCUUCAGCUUAGUGAUGCUUGCCUGGCUGGACGAAAGCGUCGUGCACCUUCGGAUGACCUCCUUCACCGAGACGAGGCCAACCCUCAAAGCUCUCCCAUUCCCCGUCUUGCUACAGUAUCACAGGGCGUACCUGUACCCUCACUUUCCCGCUCAAGCUCAUACGUAUUCAACAUAUCAGUAGGCCCAUCAAGCGCUGCUACAUACGACUAUCGCUCACCUAGCGGUAUCUCACCCAUCUCCACCGCCUCCCCAUACACUUCACCAGGGUCCCUUAACCCUAGCCCGAGGAGCUCAAUCUCUAGCCGGGCUACAGGGCACCACCGCAACAUCUCAGGCGCAAGCCCGAGGAAAAGUCCCGAGAUACAGAAGCCUGGGCUUGAGAUGCAAGGAUUCUUCAUGUGCGAAUGCUGCCCCAAGAAACCUAAGAAAUUCGAGACAGCCAAGGAUCUCAAAGCACAUGAAGCUGAGAAGCAAUACAACUGUCAAUAUUGCGGUAAUCGCUUCAAGAAUAAGAACGAAGCAGAGCGACACCAAAACUCUCUGCAUGUCCGACGUCAUUCAUGGUCGUGCUCGGCUUUGAAGGAUUACAAGCGAGCUUUCCAUGAGUCAACUAAUCGGCGCCAUAAAGCUGACACUUGUGGAUACUGCGGCGAGGAAUUUGCUCGUAAUGGCCACGGCCCAGGUGGUAACGGCCCCCGAUGUACCACUGAACGGGACUGGGAGGAGCGAUCAAGGCAUUUGCAGUAUUACCACAAAUUUAGCGAAUGCAACGCGUCAAAGAAGUUCUUCCGAGCGGAUCACUUCAGGCAGCACCUGAAGCACAGUCAUGCUGGCGCAAGCGGGAAGUGGACUAAUAUGCUUGAGACCGCCUGCAUGAUUGAUGAGGAGCCUGUACAGCACAGGCAAAACUGA